AUGCAAAACACCACAGAAGUGCCAGAUACGUUACCACCCACCAUCCACCACCCAUCGGACCAUACAAAGACAUCACAUACAGAAGACACAACUCCCCACCCCUCAAACCCAUCUUCGGUCGCCGUCGAGGCGAGUAGCACAGCGAAGAGGAACGUAGCCAGCCCACCAGCCGGCGGGGACGUGGACCCCCUCCAAGAUCCACCGGCACGUCUGCAGCAAGAUCUGCAAUUUCUCCGCCCACAACCCCGCCAGCACCAGCUGGUUCCUGCUCCCGCUCGCGUCGCGAGCUACACCGUUCCAUGCCGCCAGCUUGGGUGUGGCCCAGCUGAACCGAAACGCCAACGCAAAAUGGCGACGAAAGCCAACCCCGACCUCCGCGCGGACGUGGAUUUCAUGAUCCUGGACUACCUAGCCCCGGCACUGGAAGAGGAGGUGAACUGGAUGGUGGAACCCGUGAGAGCCUUCCGAGCAACACUGGCCACGGCCCUGCCUGACACGCCACUGCCGCUGGAUCUGGAUAUCAAACUCCGAGUUCUCUCGGUAGCUCAUCAACUCUGGCAAUACGUGCCCACCACGCAGACAACCCGCGUCGACGGUCCCCUGGGACUGUCCAGCCUAGGCAUUGAAUUCCUGGACCUCUGCUUGGCUGCAGUGUCCAAGGUCUCCGAGACGCGAUGGUUCGAUACCGGCGCCCGGUUCAUGAUGCAGGCCGUCAUGGAAGAGCAACGCGAAGGGAACACGCACCCAGAAGCGCUCUCCAGGUUCUACGCGUGGAGCCCGCCCGGCCCAGAUCGUGAUUCAAAGUGGUCCAAUGUCCGCGAAAGAUAUGCCGGAGAACUGCUUAAUCUAGCGGAUGUCCGCCCGGCGUGUGAUGCCCUCUACCAGAGGUAUCCGUUUGCCGAGUUCAAGGCCAUGGUGGUGACAUUUCUCUUCGAGCUCAUGACGACACUGGACCCGCCUAUUCUCGUCCAGCUGGAACGAGGCAAGCUCGGCAACCUGAGCCAAGCUGAAACCCAACGCUUGAAGGAGCGGGACGGCCCACUUGAGAAAGAUGCGGUAGAUGUCAGCACACAACCCCCGCCUGAUUCUUCCGCCCGCGUCGUGUCAAGUGGCCAGGCUAUGGUGAUGCAGCCAAGAGGAAAGGAAACACCGACCGGAUCGUGA
Penicillium canariense is the source of this 1164-nucleotide messenger RNA. RefSeq lists its product as uncharacterized. NCBI's taxonomy places the organism in Eukaryota, Fungi, Ascomycota, Eurotiomycetes, Eurotiales, Aspergillaceae. The transcript has 4 exons. The coding region runs from base 1 to 1164 and encodes 387 amino acids. The record is from RefSeq and is a predicted model, not a curated record.